This is a messenger RNA of Tigriopus californicus, 1937 nucleotides long. RefSeq lists its product as uncharacterized. The record is from RefSeq and is a predicted model, not a curated record. Bases 441 to 1352 code for a protein of 303 amino acids. Lineage: Eukaryota; Metazoa; Arthropoda; Copepoda; Harpacticoida; Harpacticidae. The transcript has 2 exons.
UCUAAUCAAUGCAUCAUCAUCUUCCCUUGGAUGGCCCUUCAGCUCCACUCUGGGUGGAAUUGGAAAUCCUCUGAAUGUGCUGAACCUACCUGCAUACUUCUCGGUAGAGAUUGCUGGUUGCCACUGGGUUCUUUCAAAACACCAUCCAUUGUGUGACUGAGGUUUGCACUUACCCGGAACAAAAGGUACCUUUAAGCCACUGAAAACCUCGCCUAAGGGACCAUUUGCACCUGCUAUCCUCCGAGCAAUUACCAAAGCCUGCCCUCCAAGCAAACAUCUCUCUGAGCGUGUCCUUGGCGAAUAAAAAAGGCUGCUGGAUCCGUUUUCCUUGCGACGACGACGACGACCUGUCAGAAUGGGAACAGACUCACGAGUGUGCCAACCAACUAAACAUCUGUCGCUCUCAUUGGCGUGAUACAAAUUCAAAUUUUCACAUCACUAUGAAGACCGAGAACCAGACCGAGUCCAGUGAUUUAUGCUCGGAUCAGGCAAUUUUGGAAAAGUUGCGACAACUUUCCUUGAAGGAGAAGAUAAUGAGACAAGAUCGGCACAACCAUCAGCAUCAAGCUUUGGCCAUGGCAUCUCAAUAUCAGUUGAAUUAUCGUCCAAUGCCCAAGGGGAUUCGCCUUCGCGUUUGGGAAGAAGGCUGGAAGUAUCGCAACAUUCGCAAAAAGUCAGGUUUCAAACACACCAAACUGGAAUGGAAACUCCAUUCGCAACCGGGGAGCCAUUCUAGCUCGGGUUCCACGGUAGAGGGAUCCACUAGUAGCACCAAAUCCGAUCUCGAGUCCUUGAACCUCCCACCCACCAAAUUAGAGAAGAAACGACAACGCCUUCACCGCAUGUAUCAUCGAAAAUUGGGCGGAAAAGAAAGCACCCAUAUUCGACCUCACACGUCCCACCAUGAGCAACGAACCGACCCUAAUGAAGGCCUCGAGGUCAUGAGGCGAGCCAGCAUGAACCAGAUCGCCUCCGAGGUAGUAUCCCUGAACUCGUACGAUCGAAACAAGCAAAAAAAUCUCAAGUCUCAAAUCGUGAUGCCCUCUUACACGCCCUCCUUGACGUCGAGUCGAAUUUCCUCGCCCAAGCGUCAGAACGGAAAGGAGGCUGCCUAUGAGAAUGGAUCGAGGCCACAUUCAAAAGACAAGAGGAAGCAUCGAAGAUCAAAACGUGAGACUGAGUCCAAUAAAGAGUGGAGCUCGAAAUCUACUAAAGGGACGGAUGAAACGCCGAUUUUGGAAGCUUCCGAAAAGUCUGAGACAACCUCGAAGAAAUAUGCGCCUGUAGAACGCCAAGAAAAGAAGAGUAGCCGCAAAUCGUCGGCCAAAUCAUCAUCAUCAUCGAAUGAGUGAAGAAGAGUAAAAGCUGCUUUUACACCUCGAGUUAUUUAGGCCCCGCAGAUGUUUUUCAAUGGCGUUCUAGACCUAAGUUCUUUUGAGACACUCUGUAGUGUUAGAACCAUUUCCUAUUGUAUUAAUUUGGCAAAUCUGUAUGACAACGCGCCACCUGGAUUGGCCCAAACUGUUUAAAUUUAAUCGUCCUAUCGUUAAAUGAGAUGAUAUCGAUUUGUUUGUGAACUCGAGCAUCAAUGUUGAAGGAGAAAAAUAAAGUUGAAGAGGUGGGACAUGAGGUAGGUUCCAAAGGUAUUUUCAGGAUUUUUUUCGACUUUACUUUUUUCGUUUCCAUGCGUAAGACAAAAGUCGGAAAAUCGUGAAUUAAGAAAAAAUUCAGGAAGAUGGUAAAUGAAAAAUAUAAGGUCUUCUUCAGCCUCUUGAUCAAAUGUCCUCAAACAUAAGUGUACCAAAGGUAUUGUUGAUUGACUUAAUUGUAUUUUUAAUCGCACAUGAAAAAAGAGUUAUUUUGCACUAAAAAGAAGGAUAUGAUGAUUUAAAAUAUACCUGGUGGAUUACUUAAAUUAAACGUUGGUGGCCUGCGAA